Alternaria atra is the source of this 1833-nucleotide messenger RNA. RefSeq lists its product as uncharacterized. Lineage: Eukaryota; Fungi; Ascomycota; Dothideomycetes; Pleosporales; Pleosporaceae. The coding region runs from base 1 to 1833 and encodes 610 amino acids. The record is from RefSeq and is a predicted model, not a curated record. The transcript has a single exon.
AUGCUGACUCGCCAUAAAGACGUAGCACUCAUGAUGAACACCAUCGCUGUCAGCAACGAGACCAAGUCUCAGUUCAUUCGCACUACCAAGGAUGGCCGGCAGAUUCGCUACAAUCUGCAGGUAAUUCAGCAGCCUGAACGCGCGCGUGCCUGCGGUAGCGGCGCAAAGUCGAGUGCCGAUCGCCGUCCAGUUGACCCUCCCCCAAUUGUCGAGCUUCGCGUCUUCGAGAACGACCAGGAGAUCACUUUCGCCUACAAUGCGAACUUCUUCCUCCACGCCAGUCUGGAGAAUGCGCGCCCCAUCGCAGCCGGACGCAGCCAGUCUUCCGCAGGCCCCAGCUUCCCUGUCCUCACAGGCACCCCAGUUGCGGGCAUGGCCUACCUCGAGCGCCCCACGCCUGCGGGCUACUUCAUCUUCCCCGACCUGUCAGUUCGCCACGAGGGCAAGUACCGCUUGAGCUUUGCACUGUUCGAGAAUCUGGCAGAGGUCAAGGAUCUGGAUCCUGGUGACCCGGACGUCAUCUACGAUGGCAACCACUUCGUCACCCACCGUGCUGAGGUCAAGUCGGCGCCAUUCACCGUUUUCUCCGCUAAGAAAUUCCCUGGACUGUCCGAGAGCACUGCCUUGAGCCGCCAGGUGGCCGAGCAGGGCUGCCGUGUCCGUAUCCGUCGCGACGUGAGGAUGAGGCGCCGCGAGAACAAGUCGUCCAAGGAAUGGGACGAGUACGACGAAGAAGGUGGUGGCUACGACCGCGCUCGAGGUACAACGACCCCCGAUAACUACCACCAACCAUCCAAUGCCCCUCUCGAUGACCGUCCUCGCUCCCUCUCCAAUGCUAGCAACCCCUCGCUGGCACCACCCCGCCGUCCGAGCAUGGAGGAGAUGGCACAUGGCUACCCUGCUAGCAGUGGAUAUCAACAACAGAUGCCUCCACCCCAGAACCCUACCUACACACAGAUGCCAUCGUACGCGUCCAGCCAACAACACCAGUACCCACAACAGUACUCAGCUCCACAAGCAGCGCCGAUGAUGCCGCCUUCCCAGCAUUCUACUGCAUACUCGCAACACCCGCAACACUCGCAGCACAGCAGCUACUCAAGCCAACACCAACCUCAGCCCACAAUGCCCGUAAGCCAACAGUAUGGAUACUCCAACUACCAGCAGCCGGCGCACUAUGAGCAGGUUGCUCCCACCCGUCAGGAACAGGUGGCUCCUGAGUAUGCUCACCCCGUCGAGUACCGCCGUCCGUCUGUGACCCAGCCAUCGCCCCAGCAAUAUUCCGCACCUAGUCAUGCGAUACAAUCGUACAACUCUAUGGAUCAGUACAGUCGACCGCAGCAAAUGAGCCAGCCUUUGCAGCCUCUGCAACCCCUGCACACUUCUCCACAGUCGUACGCUUCAUCCACCCCUAGUGCCGUGCAUACACCCAGCCACCAGGCGCUGCCAUCCUUACGACCCAUCGUCGCCGAAAAGUUGGAGCCUGUGUCGCCUUCUUACCAGUCGCCACCCGGUGCUCUCUCAGCCGCCAUGUCUGUCAACUCUGACGGUUCCACCCAAAACUACGCUCUGCCCAAGUUCAACCCCCAGGCACAAGGUCUUCCGCCCAUGUCGGCCGGAUCCAGCAACAAACGUUCUUUCUCGAGCACAUUCGAUUCUCGUCACUUGAAUGAACGCAUGGUUGGAGGAAGCAGGCCCCAACCGUCUGGUGCCGGCUACACCUACGAUACCGCCGACUCUCCGGACAUGGAGGAGCCAAUGGACCGAGCGGCCAUGAGCUAUCGGCGUGCCGACGGAACGCAACGACAACGUCAUGUACCCGCAGUCGGUCGCUGA